AAUCCCAUUCCCACAUUCUAAUCUCAUUCCAAACGGCCCGUAAUUCCAGUCGAACAAUCUUCCAGAUCUGAAGCUGCUCUUUAAUUUCUCUCUCAAAAUUCACUUUCCUUUGAUUCUUGAAGCUAAGCAACUAUGGUGAUGAAUCUUGAUUUUCCUACAAUUCUUGGAAUUAUUGGCAAUGUUACAUCCUUUUUCAUGUUUUGCUCUCCUGCGCCUACAAUCUGGAGGAUUUAUUUGCGAAAAGAUAAUGAGGAAUAUAAGUUUCACCCUAUUGUGGCUGGAUUAAUCAGCUGUUCAAUGUGGGUGCUAUACUCAAUGCCGUUCGUGCACUCGAACCCGCACACAAUUCUUCUUACCCCAGUUAAUUGUGUUGGAAUUGCUCUCUACACUUUCUACUACGUUGUAUACUCGUACUAUGGUGACAGCUUUAUUAGGAAAUCCAUGUGGAUGUACUUAUACGUCGAGGUUGUGGUUCUGUCUGUCUUAAUCUGCAUCACACUCUUAGCAUUCCACACCCAUACUUCGAGGUCUAACUUUGUUGGGAUCUUUUAUGUCAUCUUUGGGAUCCUUUUUUAUGGUGCACCUCUCACUGUAAUGCUCAAGGUCAUAACUACGAAGAGUGUUGAAUACAUGCCAUUGUCUCUUUCGAUUGCUGGUUUGUUUAACGGAGUCAUUUGGAGUGCAUAUGCCUGCAUCAAAAAAUUUGAUCACUACAUUCUGAUUUGCAAUGCCGCUGGAGCUAUACUUGCCGUAGCACAACUGAUUUUGUAUGCUUGGUACUAUGUAUCUGCACAGAAGGAAAGUAUUGAAACCCUGCCCACACCACCACACCACAACAGCCGCAAGACCAGCAUGGUGAUUUUACUUAGAUACGAUGAUAAAGAGCCGCAGCUAUUUCAAUUUGCUCGGGUUAACUAGCUUGUGUAGUUUGCUAGUAGCUUAGGUGAUGAAUUUUGUUAACUACUUAAUUUAAAAUCAGUAACACUCUCCCCGUGUUUAAAUAAGUGAAACAUUUUUCUUUUGCGGUCGUGUUUAAAUAAAUGAAACGUUUUAUUUUAUAGUAAUUU
Chenopodium quinoa (quinoa) is the source of this 1067-nucleotide messenger RNA. Its product is annotated as bidirectional sugar transporter SWEET4-like. Gene Ontology annotation, cellular component: membrane. The record is from RefSeq and is a predicted model, not a curated record. Bases 133 to 918 code for a protein of 261 amino acids. The transcript is spliced from 6 exons. Gene Ontology annotation, biological process: carbohydrate transport. Lineage: Eukaryota; Viridiplantae; Streptophyta; Magnoliopsida; Caryophyllales; Amaranthaceae. Gene Ontology annotation, molecular function: sugar transmembrane transporter activity.